Messenger RNA from Entrophospora sp. SA101, 1671 nucleotides. The record is from the annotation of a GenBank genome assembly. Lineage: Eukaryota; Fungi; Glomeromycota; Glomeromycetes; Entrophosporales; Entrophosporaceae.
AUGAAUAUUGGUGAUAAUUUAUCAAAGACGUUUUCUUUUAAACGUAAAAGAAAAUUGGAUUCCAAUUCUACUUCAACAACUGCUGAUUUUACAAACGAUGAAACACCCUCUAGAAAAAAAAGAAGCAACAACACAAUACUUUCAAAAAAACACCCGCUUGGUAUAAUACCAUGGGGUAAUUAUUAUUAUUUAUCAACGCAAAAAGACUUUAAAGGAGAUUGUCGAGCAUCUAGUCUUGGUGAUCUUGCUUACUUGAUUGAUGAGUUGAUUUUAGAAAUAAUUGAAUACCUUGAUCCAAAAGAUUUACUAAACCUUUCCUCUACUAGCAAGGUUUUAUAUUGUUUUGCGACUUUUGAUGAGCUAUGGAAACAAUUCACUAUAGAAAGAUUUGGCGGUGAUUGGAUUUGGGAAGGGACAUGGAAACACACAUUUUUGAAAACAUCAUCAUUAUUUAAAGAAAAUAUUGGUAAAAACAAAAUUACUUCCAAGCCAACAACAACAACUGUUCACCUAAAUAAUUUCUUUAGUGAUGUGUUAUUUCAACCGUUUCUUUGCAGUUCAAUUGAACUGGAUCAACAAUACCUUGGAAAUGAAACCAUAGAUCGUAGAUCAAAUCUUACUAUGGAUGAAUUUAUUAACGAGUAUGCCAUUCCAAACAAGCCAGUAAUUAUCACAGACAUAGUUACUAAUUGGCCAGCUUUUAAAAAAUGGUCAUUGGAAUAUUUGGUUGAAAAUUUUGGUGAUGUUAAGUUUCGUGCAGAAGCAAUUGAUAUUAAAUUAAAGAAUUAUAUUCAGUAUGCAAAAAAUACUAUGGAUGAGAGCCCACUGUAUUUGUUUGAUAAGAAUUUUGGUGAUACUUCACGUUCAGGAUCAACUUUUCAUAAAGAUCCUAAUUCCACAUCUGCAUGGAAUGCAGUUAUAAAAGGUUCUAAAAAAUGGAUAAUGUAUCCUCCAGAUUCUUUACCACCAGGCGUUUUCACCAGUGCAGCUGAAGUAACAUCACCAAUAUCAUUGAUGGAAUGGUAUUUAAAUUUCUAUAAAAUGGCAUUGAAAUCAAAACCUCGCCCACUAGAGGGAAUUUGUAAAGCUGGUGAAAUUAUUUUUGUGCCAAAUGGUUGGUGGCAUUCUGUUCUGAAUUUGGAUGAUUCUAUUGCAAUUACACAAAAUUUUGUUGGAACCUAUAAUUUAAAAAAUGUUUUAAAAUUUUUACAUGACAAACCUGAUCAAGUAUCAGGAUUUUCUAAAUCAAUUUGGUCAUCAUCACUUGAACAGGUUUAUGAUAUUUUUUAUGAAAAAUUAAAAAAAUAUUAUCCUAAUCAAUUAUCAUUAUCAUCAAUAAUAACAAACAAUGGUAAAAGGAUAAAGGAUGAUGAUGAUGAUAAAGAAAAAACUUUAAAUUCAAAUUCAUCUUUAUGGUCACAAUUAACUAAAAACAAUCAAAAAGCCAAUCUUUCAAUUUUAGAGUUACCCAUUCAAUACCCAGAGUUAAUGUUAAUAAGGAGAAGCAUUCCUAACAUAUCUCCGAAAGAGGAAGAAAAUGAAGAUAAAAGAGAUGAGAUUGUUCUUUCUUUACAAGAACAAAUAGUUCAAUUACAAAAAGAACUAAUUGAACCAAAAGCAAACAAAGAAAAUCUCUCUAAAUUGGAAUAUAAUAACAAAAUUCUUCUUUAA